AUGUCCUUGUCCUUGCAAGGCCAUGGCCAACACUCACAAGGACAUGCCGUGAAAGAACCCCAAUUGGUGUGCAGCGCUUCGUCCCGCCGCUGCAAUAGUUGUCUGACAAUGUCCCGCGACAGUCGUUCGUGCGUGCUAGACUCGGAUAAGAACCUUUCAUAUCCUUGCACUUGCAUUGAGCCAGGCGAGGGUUAUGAGUGCCUCAGCGUCAUUCAGGUGACUCCACGUACGUCUUGUGACGCUAAAAGUAUUGCGACUCCUUGCUUGGGUUCCGAGGGAGGAAAUAAGGAUACAUACAACAAAAAGAAGGGUGAGAGCUUUAACGCUUCCUUUUCUGUGUCUACCGCUACCAGCUCUAUAAAUUCGAGAAGAGAACGUCAGUCCACCCCUAAUUUCUGGUCGUACUCUACCGGCGAAUGGAAGAGAUCAGGCUCUGACCCAGAGUCGAUUUUCCCUGAUAUUUCUACUUCUACAUCCAUAAUUCUGGAAAAGAAGUUUUCAUCUCGGGGCCUCCCAGAAUCCUUGAACGCAAUUGAAGACGAGGAAAGAGAGGUACUGAACAGACGAUUAUUCUGUUCAAGAGAUGGCGCUGACGCACGAGAGUUCCAAGAGUUUUUAAUAGACCAUGAAGGCGAACGACUGAGAACCCCUGUUUUAUGCUUGGUUGGAUACGGAGGUCAAGGUGCACAUGCAAGUGACCUGUGGGUUUUGAUGCACAACACCUUUAGAAGGGAGCUAUUUGAUGUAUUCGAAAUGCUGAACAUUGUCCGUUCCUCAUACCUUUCGCUAAUCUUGAGCGACAUCUACAAUUUAAGAAAAUGGUGGAGGUUCUUCGUAACAUUGUGGUCCGAGUAUGAAAACUAUGAAAACACGCUCUUGGAUCCUAUUGUGCAUAAAAUAUGCCUAUUGGAUGGAAGAGGAGAUGUCCUAUUGAAAAGAUUGGGGCCAUUACGAGAGACGAGGGAAUGGCUUCGGUUAAAAAUGGAAGAGGUGACUAGCUACAUUGAAGAAUUCGAGAAUCUUCCACCAGGGCGUGCCUUAUCCCUUUUCUGCAAGAACGUGGACUCAUUCGGAGAUCGAGCGAUGGGUUACUUUGCAGGAGUAGAAAGACUACUCCCGCGUUUUGUGGAGAGCUACUACGGCGAAGAAGUUAAACUUUCUGUCGAAGGUCAACUGAUCAAAAGGAUGCGAAAUGGGAAGUAUUUCGCAGAGUUUGUCAUCGCUCUCGUCAGGUGGAUGGGGACAGAGGAAAGCUUUUCGACAACGAACGCGCAAGAAAGAAAGAGAGAGAGAUGGAUGAAUACACACUUAUUCUGGCUUGAACGACUGAGUCUGUCAAAAUUCUACCGGAAGUACGAAGCCUCCCACGGGUGUGUUCUGACAUACUUUCAAGGGCGGUUCAAGGAGGCUUAG
Chondrus crispus (carragheen) is the source of this 1413-nucleotide messenger RNA. RefSeq lists its product as hypothetical. The transcript has a single exon. The record is from RefSeq and is a predicted model, not a curated record. Lineage: Eukaryota; Rhodophyta; Florideophyceae; Gigartinales; Gigartinaceae. The coding region runs from base 1 to 1413 and encodes 470 amino acids.